AAGAAGGGAAACCGGACGGAGGUCUGACGCGUGGGGAGACCGUGUAUAAAAAGUAGAACCCCCCCCCCCAGGACGUGGACGUGCCCCCCCAUGUCUUCGGUCCUGUACCCCCAGCUGCCCGCGCAGCUGAAGAGGACCUCCGCGGUCAGGAGGGCCCUGCUGCUGCUGGCGGCGGCGUACGGGGUCAAGAAGCUGUACCCCGUCCUGCUGCGGCGGGCCGGGGCGGCGCCCGGCCUGGACCAGGAGUUCCUGCGCCGGCUGGUCCGGCUGCUGCGGAUCCUGUUCCCGCAGCUGCUCUGCAGGGAGCUGGGCCUGCUGGGCGUCCACUCGCUGGCGCUGGUCUCCCGCACCUUCCUGUCCAUCUACGUGGCCCGGCUGGACGGCAAGAUCGUCAGGACCAUCGUGCGCAAGGACCCGCGGGCCUUCGUGCUGCAGCUGACCAAGUGGCUGCUCAUCGCCAUCCCCGCCACCUUCGUCAACAGCGCCAUCCGCUACCUGGAGGGCAGGCUGACGCUGGCCUUCCGCACGCGCCUGGUCAGCCACGCCUACCGCCUCUACUUCAGCCGCCAGACCUACUACCGGGUCAGCAACAUGGACGGCCGGCUGGCCAACCCCGACCAGUCGCUGACCGAGGACGUGGUGGCCUUCGCCGCCUCGGUGGCCCACCUCUACUCCAACCUCACCAAGCCCAUCCUGGACGUGGCGGUGACGGGCUACACGCUGCUGCGCACGGCCUGGUCCAAGGGCGCCAGCACCACCUGGCCGUCCGUCAUCGCCGGCAUCGUGGUGGCGCUCACGGCCAAGGUGCUGCGCGCCUUCUCGCCGCGCUUCGGCAAGCUGGUGGCCCAGGAGGCGCGGCGCAAGGGCGAGCUGCGCUACAUGCACUCGCGCAUCAUCGCCAACUCGGAGGAGAUCGCCUUCUACCGGGGGCACAAGGUGGAGAUGGCUCAGCUACAGAGCUGCUACCGGGCCCUGGCCUCCCAGAUCAACCUCAUCCUGUUCAAGCGUCUGUGGUACAUCAUGCUGGAGCAGUUCCUCAUGAAGUACCUGUGGAGCGCCUCAGGGCUCGUCAUGGUGGCCGUGCCCAUCAUCACCGCCACUGGCUACUCCGAGCACGACUCGGAGGAGACGAAGCAGGCUGCCAUGGUGAUGAAGGAGGAGGAUCUGGUGAGCGAGCGGACCGAGGCCUUCACCACGGCCAGGAACCUGCUGACCGCAGGCGCAGACGCCAUCGAGAGGAUCAUGAGCUCCUACAAGGAGGUGACGGAGCUGGCGGGCUACACCGCGCGGGUGUACGAGAUGUUCGCCGUGUUCGAGGAUGUGCGCGCGGGCGUGUACCGGCGCUCUGCGGGGGGCGACGGCGGCGAGGGAGGGGCUGUCAAGGUCAUCAGGCACGGCGUGAGGAUCGAGGGACCCCUGGAGGUCAAAGGAAAGGUGAUCGAUGUGCAGCAGGGCAUCAUGUGUGAGAACAUCCCCAUCAUCACUCCCACUGGAGAUGUGGUUGUGUCCAGCCUCAACAUCGAGGUAAGGACCGAUGCCUACAGCACCCCCAAGUCUUGUCGUGCCACCCACUGUGGCUCUUUACAGAGCUAUAUAGCAGCCUCUAGUGGCAGGUCAACUGUAACUGCAGCCCAUGCGAGCUGGCCGCGUCCCUCCUCCGGCGGGGAUCGAGGCAGCCGCGCCAUGGGGCCCCUUCCUGUAAACGGCUCCGCGCGAGAGGAAAGAGAGGAUCGGGCAGUGAGAGCUGUCUCUCUGGCUGCAGGUUGGGAUGCAGAGAGUGACUGGAAGGACGUGCUCUCUGGUGGGGAGAAACAGCGGAUGGGGAUGGCCAGGAUGUUCUACCACAGGCCAAAGUACGCGCUCCUGGAUGAGUGCACCAGCGCCGUCAGCAUCGAUGUCGAGGGCAAAAUAUUUCAGGCUGCGAAGGAUGCUGGGAUAGCGCUCCUGUCCAUCACGCACCGGCCCUCGCUGUGGUAAGAGCAGCGCCGCUGGCCGAAUGAU
Lepisosteus oculatus (spotted gar) is the source of this 2001-nucleotide messenger RNA. NCBI's taxonomy places the organism in Eukaryota, Metazoa, Chordata, Actinopteri, Semionotiformes, Lepisosteidae. The record is from RefSeq and is a predicted model, not a curated record.